UGUUUUGCACAUCACACCACACCACUGCCGCCUUGGAAUGUACACGCCGGUGUCCAUCCACACGCAUCAGAACCUUCAAAUACUAACGCGAUUAUGCAUAGUAUAGCAGCGCAUCGCAUCGGAUUAUCUAAACAAACAGUCGACGGAGCUUCACUUGUCCGCUGGCGGUUCGACGAUGUGGUGCGGUAUCCGUCAUUAAAAACUCCAAAAACGUAAUACACGACCUUAGUGAGACGACCAGGAGCAAAGAAAUGCGAGUCGAGUGUGUUUCAAGUAAAAUAAAUGAUUCUAGUGUAGUGUGUAUGUGUAUCAAAGUGAAAGUGUCCUAAUCUAAUUUGAAUCGUAGUUCUAUAAGCGGCUGAUCCAUAAUAGUAAAAACUCUUUCCAAGCAAACGCUCAGUUGAAAAUGAUUCCAGCUCAACAUCACGUCCACUGGAAACCGUGAACUGAGAGGCAGAAAAAAGUGAAUCAUGAAAUUGUUGCUGAAAAUUCACAACAAAGAUCGGCCUCAUCUAUAUAUACAGCGCAAACGUAAAUACUGCCAUCGCCGAGUGUCCAAGUCUUCGUCAUCUUCGUCGAAUUCGGGUGAUUGCUCACCGUCCAGAGCUAGUGCUGAUAGGAAUACUGCCUUUCCAGCAUCUUCAGCGACGACAGGCACAACUGCAAGAUCGGGCCGCAACAAUCAGAACCGAGGACUUGCCUCUCCGGAGGAAUCAUCCGUACUUCGACAGGAACGAUACUUCCUCUACGGAGCCCUGAUUCUGCUCACAAUCAUUGCCUUCUCCACCGCUUUAUACUUUAUCAUUCACCAAGCGCAGAGCAGCGGCAACAUUUCUAGUCAACCGGAAAUCCUUUUUGGGAACAACUAUGCAUCGGGAACUAUUCCGAACCUUGGCAAUGGUCAUCUAGUCAUCGAUCGUCAUAAUUGGGGCGCCCAGGAAGCGGCCCGUGGUCCUUACCCCCUACAUUCGCCCAUACCAUACGUACUCAUCACCCAUAUUGGGGUUCAAUCAAGUCCAUGUUUGAACAUGUACAAAUGCUCCAUCAAAAUGCGAACCAUCCAGGAUGCGGCCAUUGCCGAACAAAGUCUUCCGGACAUCCCUAACAAUUUUUACCUCGGAGGAGACGGUUACAUCUACGUCGGGCGAGGAUGGAGUAUUGCAAACGCGUACGCCAACCAAACACUAUCCGUAUGCUUCAUGGGAGAUUAUAUGCGCAACAAACCAAACGAAAACCAAUUUUCAGCCCUGAAUCAUCUACUAGCCCAUGGUGUUGCAGAGAGUUAUCUAGCUCGAGACUACAAACUCGUUGCUCAUAAUCAGACCAGAAAAACUAAAAGCCCUGGUCCAUUCAUCUAUAGUCAGAUUUCCAAAAUGCCUCGCUGGAUAUCUUGUGAUAAAGAUAGUACUAACACCUGUGGAUCGGAAAUCGGACUACCUCGGAUAUGGGAUCAGGAUUAUCCCAAAGCUCUAAAAACAGUGGAAGUAACAACAAACCGAACAAGCGAAGACAGUUAAAACAUCUAACGAGUUCAGUUUGUUUUGUACUUCCACUAGUACAAAUGCGCUGAUUCUUGUAGUAUUAGAGUAUGGAAGUGCAGUAUGAAAGCGUGUGCAACGAACGGAAACUGACACUUGAGUCAUUUAUCUAUGGCUGGAGGUCGUGAUGCUAAAAUGAUGCACAAGACUGAAGUGAUAUGGUUGUAGUUAUGAAUAGAAAAGGAAAAAAAGAGGUCAUCGUAUGAUUGUGUAUCUGUAAUUGUAUGUUUAAAAAAGAAAUAUUAUCUCUACUGUAUGAGUGUCAUAAAAAUUUCGAGUAUUGUUUACCUUUAAAAUAGCCAAUAAAUUACAUUAAUAUUA
Messenger RNA from Topomyia yanbarensis, 1859 nucleotides. It is a transcript of the gene PGRP-LA, whose product is annotated as peptidoglycan-recognition protein LA. The record is from RefSeq and is a predicted model, not a curated record. Gene Ontology annotation, biological process: peptidoglycan catabolic process. Gene Ontology annotation, molecular function: N-acetylmuramoyl-L-alanine amidase activity; zinc ion binding. NCBI's taxonomy places the organism in Eukaryota, Metazoa, Arthropoda, Insecta, Diptera, Culicidae. The coding region runs from base 471 to 1517 and encodes 348 amino acids. The transcript has 5 exons.